Capsella rubella is the source of this 828-nucleotide messenger RNA. Its product is annotated as ethylene-responsive transcription factor ERF019. Gene Ontology annotation, biological process: regulation of DNA-templated transcription. Gene Ontology annotation, molecular function: DNA-binding transcription factor activity; DNA binding. The record is from RefSeq and is a predicted model, not a curated record. Lineage: Eukaryota; Viridiplantae; Streptophyta; Magnoliopsida; Brassicales; Brassicaceae. The coding region runs from base 168 to 611 and encodes 147 amino acids. The transcript has a single exon.
AUAAAUUUUGGUCAACCUCAUUCUCAUUCAUAUAUAAUAUUGAUAUCUAUAAUUUUGACUUUCAUCAAACUUCAACGUAUAAAUAGUCUUCGAAUCUUCAAACUUUAUCAUAAACACACACAACACUUCAAAAAAUCUCUUCUUCUUCUUCAUCGGUCUCAUAAAAAAUGGAUUACAGAGAAUCUGGAGAAAGUCAAUCCAAGUACAAAGGGAUCCGCCGCCGGAAAUGGGGCAAAUGGGUAUCGGAGAUCAGAGUUCCGGGGACUCGUGACCGUCUCUGGUUAGGUUCCUUCUCAACAGCUGAAGGAGCCGCCGUAGCACACGACGUAGCUUUCUUCUGUUUACACCAACCUGAUUCUUUAGAGUCUCUUAACUUCCCUCAUUUGCUUAAUCCUUCUAUCGCUUCCAAAACCUCGCCGAGAUCUAUCCAGCAAGCUGCUUCUAACGCCGGCAUGGCCAUUGACGCCGGCAUCGUCCACAGUAAUGGUUUUGUGUCGGGGAACACCGCGUAUAGUGAUACGACGACGUCUUCUGAGAGUGGUGGAGCUGAUGAAGUGGAGCCGUUGAAUAUUUCAGUGUAUGAUUAUCUGGACGGUCACGAUCACGUUUGAUCCAAGUGUCGGAGACAUUGCACUAAAGCACCAAAAUGGUUGUGAAUAUACAUUUUUAAGGUUUUGAUUAAUGUUUGGUUCACCGACUUCGUGAAGUUUGGGUCCAUUGUAUCCGAUUCUAUUAAAGAUAAUGUUUCGUGAUUGAAGAUUUGAACUUUGGUAUUCAAAAUAUUUUUGUAGGAUACAAACAUAUGUAAUCUGAUCAGCUAUUACAUUA